Molecule: messenger RNA, 870 nt
Organism: Musca vetustissima
Lineage: Eukaryota; Metazoa; Arthropoda; Insecta; Diptera; Muscidae
Exons: 2
Coding region: 1-870 (289 amino acids)
Source: RefSeq, a predicted model, not a curated record
AUGAGAACUUUACAAUUAAGUGUGAUUAUCCUUGUCAUGGCCGCGGUUGUUGUUAAUGCCCAGGAUAAGUGGGUAUGGUCGAAGGGUAAACAUCAAAAAGCGGCCGGCUAUUAUCCCUCCGCCAGUAAAAAAGUUUACUAUACUGAGGAGGGAGAGUCGGAGAACUAUGCCCGCCGUGAUCGCGAACCGACCACAAGGAAACCUUUACCCGGUGAGCUGCCCAAUGAUGACAUUGAUGAUUAUGCGGAUGAUAGUGAGACACCGCCCACCAAACAAAAUAAUCCCUAUCCCACAGGAGGAGGUGGUGGUGGUGGUGUGGGCCCCUUACAACCUGGUUUUGGCGGUGGAAGUUUUAAUAGAUUUCCACAAUUUGGUGGUGGUUCAGCGAAUUUCCCUGGUAUUUUAGUGGGCCCUGGAGGACCAACCGGUGUCAUUGGACGUCCCCAAACACAAUUUCCUCAGCAACCCGGUUUUUCUGGUUUUCCUGGUUAUAAUACACAGAAUUUUGUGGGUGCUGGAAAUCCUGGUUAUAAUCCACAAUAUUUGGGACAACAGCAACCUGGAUUUGCAGGAGCGUAUCCUCAACAACAAUUUGGUGCAGUAGCACCGCCACCACCACAACAACAAUAUCCACAAUUUACCGAAGGUUAUGGCUUGUUGGGUUACAAUCAGGCACCCAAUGGAUUUGGUGGACCAAAUCCACUUGGUUUUAAUGGUGGUGGAUUUCCUCCCAAUUAUCCUGGCGGUAAUGGUUAUCCCAACUAUGAUGAAUACUCGGGAAAAAGUGCCAAUGUCAAGGCCAGUAGUGGUGCCGCGGGGGCUGAUAAAAAAAUCGAUGAUAAAGUAAAUAAAAAUCUGAAACGUCUUUAG